Messenger RNA from Paramormyrops kingsleyae, 3366 nucleotides. Its product is annotated as poly(A) polymerase type 3-like. Gene Ontology annotation, cellular component: nucleus. The record is from RefSeq and is a predicted model, not a curated record. Gene Ontology annotation, molecular function: RNA binding; poly(A) RNA polymerase activity. NCBI's taxonomy places the organism in Eukaryota, Metazoa, Chordata, Actinopteri, Osteoglossiformes, Mormyridae. Gene Ontology annotation, biological process: RNA 3'-end processing.
CGAAAAUGUUUAUGACAAGAGGCAUGUGGUUUACGUCAGUGGACCCCCGGUGGCGUAUAUAUAUAAUCAACAAAAUCUGGUUUAAACUACAGUAGCAGGAUACCGGGAACAGCUCUUGCGGGAACUUUACAGCUCCGCUUUCUGCGAAGCGAUAUUGAUGAAAGCGUGACGUUACCUGAUAGAUUUGAUGUUUUUGCCGAAGAUGGGGCUUUGGUGUGUUUUAGUCGGAAGGCGGCACUUGCAGCACCACCUCCUUUUCGCCCUUCUGGCCAUUGGAUUUAUUCAGUCUGCUGUUCCUGCAGCAAAUCAACUACAGACAUCCCAGCAUCAGCCAAAGCACUAUGGGAUCACAUCCCCAAUCAGCCUGGCCCUGCCGAAGGAGGCUGACCUGGUGCUGACGCAGAAGCUGUGCGAGGCACUGAAGCCGUAUGCCGUGUUUGAGGAGGAGCUCGAGCUGCAGCGCAGGAUUUUGGUUUUAGGAAAAUUAAACUCACUGGUCAAAGAAUGGAUUAGAGAAAUAAGUGAAAAGAAGAAUCUGCCAGCCUCUUUAGUUGAAAGCGUUGGUGGGAAGAUAUUCACAUUUGGUUCUUAUAGGUUAGGAGUUCAUACAAAAGGCGCUGAUAUCGAUGCCCUCUGUGUUGCCCCACGUCACGUGGAACGCUCCGAUUUCUUCACCUCAUUUUAUGAGAAGCUAAAAGAUCAAGAAGAGGUUAAGGAUCUGAGGGCUGUGGAAGAAGCAUUUGUUCCAGUAAUAAAGUUAUCGUUCGAUGGCAUUGAGAUUGAUAUACUGUUCGCCCGCUUAGCACUGCAGACUAUCCCGGAAUCCCUGGACCUCAGAGAUGAUAGCUUGCUCAAGAAUCUGGACAUCCGUUGUAUUCGAAGUCUUAAUGGCUGCAGGGUGACUGAUGAAAUCCUGCACCUGGUGCCCAACAUUGAGAACUUCAGACUCACCCUCAGAGCCAUCAAGUUGUGGGCAAAGCGUCACAACAUCUACUCCAACAUUUUGGGCUUCCUGGGAGGGGUCUCGUGGGCUAUGCUGGUUGCCCGUACCUGCCAGCUGUAUCCCAACGCUGUGGCGUCCACCCUGGUGCACAAGUUCUUUUUGGUCUUCUCCAAAUGGGAGUGGCCCAAUCCGGUCCUCUUGAAGCAGCCAGAGGAAUGCAAUCUAAAUCUCCAAGUCUGGGAUCCCAGAGUGACCCCCAGUGACCGAUACCAUCUCAUGCCUAUCAUCACCCCUGCCUACCCUCAGCAGAACUCCACCUAUAACGUGUCUGUGUCCACCCGCACUGUCAUGAUGGACGAGUUUAAAUGGGGUCUUGCCAUCACAGAAGAAAUUAUGCUGAAUAAAGCAGACUGGUCCAAACUAUUUGAAGCACCAAACUUCUUUCAGAAAUACAAGCAUUAUAUUGUGUUGCUAGCAAGCGCACCGACCGAGAAACCACACUUGGAGUGGGUCGGCUUGGUUGAAUCGAAAAUCCGAAUUCUCGUCGGAAACCUGGAGAAGAACGAGUUCAUCACGCUGGCACAUGUGAAUCCGCAGUCUUUUCCAGGUCCCAAGGAAAGUGAAAAAGAGGAAUUCAGCACAAUGUGGGUGAUUGGCAUUGUCUUCAAAAAGAUGGAGGGGUCUGAGAAUCUAAAUGUGGACCUGACGUAUGACAUCCAGUCCUUCACAGACACUGUCUACAGGCAAGCCAUCAGCAGCAAGAUGUUUGAGUCGGACAUGAAGAUCACGGCGAUGCACGUGAAACGGAAACAGCUGCACCAGCUUCUGCCAAACCUCGCUGUUCACAAACGGCGUAAGCACUCCAGUGAUGGGGUACGUCUAGUGUCAGACAGCAGCCUGGACCUAUCCCUGGAUGGUGACAGCAGCAUGUCUGUACCAUCACCCACGGCCGCCCCCAAGACUUGCCCGCUCGUCCCUGCAGCCAGUCCGCCCAGGCACAGUCCUCCAGCUCCCCCAAGUGGCCCCUCGGACACCCAGGCCACUGCAGAUGCCCCCGGAGGACCCCUGGAGGGGACCAAGCCCCCCACGCCCAGACCCACCCUCAGUCGGCCCUCAUUCUCCGGCCGGGCUGUCAGCUGCUCCCCUCCCUCCAAUGGAAACCACCCCAAAAAAAGGCCCACGUCUCCCCCACCGGAAGAGAACGCCAAGAGGCCCCGUUUGGAUGAGGAUGGGAGGCUGGACGCAGCCACAUCUGGAGAUGGCAUGGCCGUGGGCGAUGUGGGCGAUGUGGGCGGCGUGGGCGGCGUGGCCACCGCACCAGUGGCAGUACCGAGCAGCGAUGAGGAAAUGAGGGAUUCUCAAGGUGAAGCCAAGGUGGAGACUGAAACCAAGGAGCCCAAUAAAGAUGAGCAAGCAGCGACCCUGGUGCCCAUUUCACAGAGAAUCUCCAGCACUGACCUCUCGGAAGGCCCCCCCCUCCCAGCCAAUCCCAUUCCAGUUGUGAAGAACUCCAUUAAGCUCCGGCUCAGCAGGUAGAAAUUGAGCCUCCGGAUGGCUCGCUAGCAGGAGUAGGGAUGCAUCAGCACAAGGAGCUCUCGGCUCAGAUUCCACACUUGCCCACAAGGGGGCAGUCCGUGCUGUGCACACUUCAAAGGCAUUAUCCUCCAGAACAGUAAUUUUAUACAAUAGUAAUAAUGCACAACUACAAUGUCACACCUUCACAGUGGUGCGUGUGUAUAUGCGUGAGAGCAAGGACAUGGGUCCUUAAUUGUUUACUCUUCCAGAUUAGAUUCUUACUGUGAUUGAUGUGCAACUGUUGUAUGACUGUGUACUUUAUUUCAAAAUGAAUGACCGCUUUUUUUCUUUUCUCUCCAAAUUAAGAACAAAAUAAUAAAAAUGGGGAAAAAAAAUGUUCCCUUGCCCUCAUAGCUUUUAAAGACAUAAUUGUGAAAACACGGCAAACAUUAAGCUAUGUUGUCAUUUGUUUUUCUUUUGGUAAAAAUUACAGUCGCUUCUACAAUUAAUUGGGGGAGUACUGGUCUGAUUAAGUCACCUGCUUAAAGAGGAAAAAGGAGGCUGACGAGGUUUGUACUUAGGCUUAACGCAAUUGGUCCAUUGCCUUCUUGUGGGCUGGGGAUUUCAUCCAAUGAUUAAAAGGGGAGUUCACCCUUAACUGGCAGCCUUCACACAUAUACUCUGGGGUACUGAUUAUUCCAUACAAUCAGACUUGCAUAGAACACUGGUUGAAUAUAGUGACCGAUUUUGCUUUCAGAUACAAUUGCAGUAUACCUCAGAUUUUGUUUCUGAAGAAAGUCAAAUCAUUUAGUUGCGUGUAUUCAUUUAGUUUUUGCCUGGGUUUUCGAAUGUGCUCAAAUAAAUAUGUUGUUAAUAAAACUGAUUUAACAUUGCAUAUUCAUAGUGCA